ACUGGCAGCAGCUCUCCGGACACUCCCUGUCCCAGCUGCAGUCUCACUGUCCCCAAGCUGCUCCUGCCUCAUGCAAACAAUGGCGCUGGCCCUCAUCCUGGUGCCCCGACCCUCCCUGUCACUGCACCCCAGCCAGGGGGUGUCCGUGGGGGACAAUGUCACCCUGCAGUGCCACCUGUCUCGUCUGGCUGCCCGGGUCUGGCUGUACCAGGAUGGAGGUUGGACAUACAGAAAGAGCAAGGACAAGAAGCAGGACGCAGCUGAGUUCUCCUUCGUCAGCACAAGUCGGGAACACGCAGGUACAUAUCGGUGCCAGUACAGGGUGUCUGAGUCAGCAAAGAUAUCAGAGAAGAGUGAUCCUGUGGAGCUGGUGGUGACAGAUCACAGCUUCCUUCCACCCAGCAUCUCCCUUCACACCAAGGAAUGUGUGGGGACAGGGACCAAUGUCACCAUAUGGUGCAGGAACAAGGGUUUUGGGGCCACCUUCCUCCUGCACAAAGAUGGGCACUCAGCCCCAGUCCAGCACCAGGAAUCCAACGUUGCGGGUACAGCCACCUUCACCCUCUUUGGGGUGACCCCAGCUGACACUGGCACCUAUCAAUGCUCCUACCGCCCCUGGCGUUACCCCUUUGUGUCCUCACCCCUUGGGAGCAGCGUGACACUGGAGGUGGCACCCACACCUGCACCCCCAGACCCCACAGGUGCUACAUUUACUUCUCAUGGGAACCUGGUGGUUGUGGUGGCUGGGGGCUGCACUGCUGCCUUUGUCUUCAUCCUCAUCCUUGUCAUCUUCUUCUUCCUCGCCACCC
Messenger RNA from Numida meleagris (helmeted guineafowl), 809 nucleotides. RefSeq names its product leukocyte immunoglobulin-like receptor subfamily B member 1. The transcript has 4 exons. The record is from RefSeq and is a predicted model, not a curated record. The annotation marks the transcript as partial. NCBI's taxonomy places the organism in Eukaryota, Metazoa, Chordata, Aves, Galliformes, Numididae.